GUAUUGGAGUUUGUGCAUUUUUCUCAUUGUUUUCUACAAGUAAUUUUAACCCCGGUUACAAUUCAGGCUAUGUGUCUAGGCCUUAGAUUGCAAGGUGCAGAAAGAAAUGAUUUUGAUGAUAGAAAGUGUAUGAGUGACAAAUUUAGAGGGGUGGGAAUCAAGGGUUCUGAGGAUUUGAGCUUACUUGGUAGUCAGAAGAAUCAAAACCCUAGCUUUGAUGACUGUGAUGUGUCUGAAGAGUCAGAUGAAGAAGAGGAAGAAGAAGGGGUGUGGGUGGCUGAUGGACAGUGGCGCUACUGUCGUGACCCAAUUGUGUGUUAUGCAAUGCUUGAAGUCCUUAGUAGGAAAAAAUUGUGUCAGGGUGCUAAACGGGUUCCUCUAGCGGCAUAUAAAGUAGCUUGUCAUAUGUUCAAUCGAAAUCUUAUUCCUGAUUUGAAGUUAUGUGGGAAGGUGAGUAAGAAACUUACAUUAGAAGGAAAAUUGGAAGAAGCGGAUGAGCUUAUGUUACAAUUUGUUGAGCGUGGACACCUUCUGUCUCAGUGUGAAAGAAUUCUGCAAUGAUAUUUAGGGUUGUUUUGUUUCAAACUGCUGUGGAAACUGCCUUGAUUCUCUGCCAUUCUUCCCAUGACAUUAGAAUCUCUCCCUUCAAAGUUAAGAACCUUGAAAGAACUAAAUCCCAGUUCCCUCCCAACAAUUUAUGUGGCUUUAAGGUAAGCCCUUCUUUUUGGAUUCCGUUACGGGUUGCCCAAAGUUUAUUAUGUUUACUUCCAUGGAUUGCUUUCAGAUAUUUUGUUGUUGUUGUUUUAGUUGAAACUUAAAAUUUUUUAACAUACCGUAGAAUAGAACAUUGUUUCAAGC
Rubroshorea leprosula is the source of this 858-nucleotide messenger RNA. The record is from the annotation of a GenBank genome assembly. Lineage: Eukaryota; Viridiplantae; Streptophyta; Magnoliopsida; Malvales; Dipterocarpaceae.